Otolemur garnettii (small-eared galago) is the source of this 7060-nucleotide messenger RNA. RefSeq names its product kinetochore scaffold 1 (gene KNL1). The transcript is spliced from 24 exons. Gene Ontology annotation, cellular component: nucleus. The coding region runs from base 1 to 6873 and encodes 2290 amino acids. The record is from RefSeq and is a predicted model, not a curated record. NCBI's taxonomy places the organism in Eukaryota, Metazoa, Chordata, Mammalia, Primates, Galagidae. Gene Ontology annotation, biological process: protein localization to kinetochore; attachment of spindle microtubules to kinetochore; cell division.
AUGAUAAUUUUGAAACCUCCAAGGAGUCCUCUUCAGGUCCUCAGAAGUGGGAAUGAAACACUUCAGGAAUCGAAUGCUUUGAAGAAUAAGAAAAACUCUCGACGAGUCAGCUUUGCAGAUACUAUAAAGGUAUUCCAGACAGAGUCUCAUAUGAAAACAGUGAAAAAGUCAGAAACGACAGAAACAGAAGCAAGAGAAAAUGUUCUGUUUAUACAGGAUAAGAAUUUAGAAGAUAAUUUCUGUGAGAUUACAGGGAUGAACACAUUGCUUUGUGCUCCCAUUCAGACUCAGAUGCAACAGAAAGAGUUUUCAGUUAUAGAACAUGACCAUGAAAGGAAGCAUGGAAAUGACCAGACAGUCAUCUUUUCAGAUGAAAACCAGAUGGACCUGACAGCAUGUCAUACUGUGAUGAUUACUAAAGGCCUUUUAGACAGUACCAAAAGUGAAAAGUCCACCAAGAUAGAUACUGCAUCAUUUCUGGCUAAUUUAAAGCUCCAUACCGAGGAUUCAAGAAUGAAAAAAGAAUCUGUGGAUCAAAACACUUCUUCAGAAAAGAAAAUAAAUUUCAAUGACUUAAUAAAGAGAUUGAAUACAAGAAAAUAUGCUUUUCCUUCUACAGGACCUGAUAAAGAAAAUUCCAAGAUACCUGUUUAUUCUGAAGAAUCUAAUAGUGCCUCUUCUACACAUCAAGUUCAUGUAUCUCUUAAUAUGGAUGAGAAUAGCAGUAACAUGACUAAAAUCUUUAGAGAACAAGAUGAUGGAAUGAAUUUUACCCAGUGUCAUACAACCAAUGUUCAGACAUUGGUUCCCACAUCCAAUGAGGCCAACUUACAGGAAUUUAAAGGUAAUGAUACUACAAUUUAUGGUAAUGAUGUAAUGGACUUGACAGCUAACCACACCAUACAGAUUUUACCCUCAGCGGAUAAUUUAUCUGAAAUAGAAAAUCAAACCCAGCCUGUCACUGUGGACGUCACAACAGAUUACAGAACUAAAGCUUCAGGAAAGAAAACAGUCUUUAAGAAUGAAACAAAUACUGCUUUUCAAGACCAUUCCUUAAACUCUGAAGACAAUAUACUUAGUACCAGAAAUCAUAUUAUGGAGGCAGAAACUCACAAGGUCACACAGACUUCUAAUAAAGAUGCUAGAACAUUGGCCAUGACUGCAGAAUCUAUAUGUUCUACCUCAGCUACUCAGGAUUACAAGACAGUUUUUUAUUCUAGUUGUAAUGAUGCCAUGGAACUGACCAAGUGUCUUUCAAGUAUGAGAGAAGAGAAAAAUUUGCUAAAGCAUGACAGUAAUUCUAAAAUGUCUUUUAAUCCUGAUGCCACCUCUCUUCUUAUAGAGAAAACUAUUUAUCCAGGAGAGGAUAACAUGGAUAUUACUAAGAGUCACACAGUUGCAAUAGAUAAUCAUGUUUUUAAACAAGAUCAGACAAAUGUACAAAUGGCAGCUGCACCAAUAUCUGAAAAAGAAAUGACACUCCAAAAUCACAAAAUCAUGUCAGAAAGUGGGAAAAUGAGUGUAAAUUUUAAUGAGUGUAAAUUACAACAGAGGCUGGAAAAUCCUUUAUCUAUUUCAUUACCUGACAAAAAGACUAAACUCUUAGCAGGUGAAGAUAUGGAUUUGACUAAAAGUCACACAAGUAACUUAGGAAGUCAGGUUGCUCUUGAAUCUUAUAAUUUAGCACCCAAGAAUACCAAUAAAUCUUACUGUCUUAGCAAAAGUUCUUCAGAUGUAGGGGGAAAGAUGACCAAAGGUCAUACUGAAGCAUCCCAACAACCAGACAUGAUAUCUGAAAACAUCCUAACUGAUACCUGGAGCAAAGAAAAAGACCAAGUUUCAAAAAUUUCACCCUAUCAUGAUAAAGAUUCUUCUCAGUCAGCUAACUGUGAUCAGGACAUAGCAGCAAGCCAUAACAUAGUCUACUGUGGUGGUGUUCUUGAUAAACAAGUAGCAUUGGGAAAUAACAGAAAUACAGCUUCAUGUGAGCAGUCUUUGUUUUCUACCACAAAACUAUUAGUUUUAUCAGAAGGACAGUCUGCCAUGAAAAAUAAUACUGCUGUUAACAGUCAUACUGUGAAAUCUGUACUAGGUCAGAAUUCUAAACUGCCUGAGCCACUAGAGAAAAGCUUACUUGGUCCCACAUCUGACUGUUUUCAUGAACAGAUGAUUGAUUGUUCAGAGGAGGAGCAAAAUAUGGAUCUAACUAAGAGCCACACAGUUGUCAUUGGAUUUGGUUCUUCUAAAGAACAAGAACUUGGUAAAACUAGUUUAGAACACACUACCAGCCAGCUAACAGCAGUCAGCAGACAGGUAGCUGUAAAUGUUGAAAAAUGUGAUGAAAGUCCUAAUUAUAAUUAUAUCUUGGAUGUGUCAAAAGGUGAAAGUAUACAGAAACCUGAAUUUCUGAAGAAAAAGCAAAAUGUCAAAAUUUGUGGAAGGAAAAGUGUUGGUGGACUAAAAAUUGAUAAGACUAUUAUAUUUUCAGAGGGUGAUAAGAAUGAUAUGGAUAUUACCAAGAGUUAUACAGUAGGAAUAGACCAUAGACCUUUAUUAGGUGAAUAUGAUUUCCAUCUAGUGCCUUUGGCAGAAACUUCUAAAACUGUUUUGUAUACAUGUGGGCAGGAUGACAUGGAGAUCACCCGAAGUCACACAACUGCCUUAGAAUGUAAAACUACCUCACCAGAUGAAAUAAUUACUAAGCCUGCCAACAAAACUGUACUGUUUGUAGAUAAUCAUGAUGAACUGGAAAUGACAAAAUCUCACACUGUUUUCAUUGACUACCAAGCAAAAGAGAAUAAUGUGCUUCCAGCCAGACCUAACUUUGAACUAUCCCAAAGGAAAAGCCUAGGAAAACCAAAAGUGAUACAUACUCUUACUAAGGAGAAUGUUUUUUCCCCAGAAAAUGGCAAAAGUGACCAUCCAUUGUCAAAAGACAUCCAUUUGGCAUGUGUAGAAGAAUGGUCUAAUAGUGCUCCUAUAGAGAAAGCUGUAUCAUUUAUAGCUGAUAAUAAGAUGGACGUGUCUAAAUCAACCACUUGGAAAAAUGUCAAAGAUGUACAGAAACCUAAAUUUCUGGAUGAAUCUCUGUCAGGCAAAAGUCAGAGAAGAAAGAGCCUCAGGCUCAAAAAUGACAAGACCAUUGCAUUUUCAAAGAAUGAUAAAAAUAAUAUAGAUAUUACCCAGAGUUGUAAGGUAGAAAUAAAUAACAAAACUAUGCUGGAAGAUAGAGAGGACUUCCAUUUGGUUCCUUUGGCAAGAACUUGUAAAACUAUUUUGUCUUCAUGUGGACAUGAUGACAUGGAGAUCACUACAAGUCAUACAACUCCCUUAGGAUGUAAAACCAUCUCAGAUGAAAUUACUAGGCCUAUGGACAAAACUGUAGUGUUCGUAGAUAAUCACAAUGAUUUGGAAGUCACCAAGUCCCAUACUGUGUUCAUUGAUUGUCAAGCCACAGAAAAAAUACUUCAAGGGCACCCUAAAUUUGGAACAGCAAAAGAAAAAAUCUUGGGUGUUUCUUUUCCUGAGGAUGCUAGCUUUGUUCAAGAAAUCACUAAAAAACAAGCACUGGCUGUAGAAAACAAAAUUGUGCUUCACACUGACCAAAAGCAUCACAUGAUGCCUACUAAUACAUUGUCUGGGGAUCAAGGUGAAAUAGGAACCAUCAAAUCCCAUGACACUGCUGUGAAUGAAGAGGUCACAGGGAAAGAUGUAGAUCUGGCUCAAACAUUGAAAAAAGCCAACAUUAAAAGUUGUCACUUAAAUAGUACGGAUAGAAGGAAUGUGGAAUUUACAAGUAGUCAUACAACUGCUCUUUGUGGAUCCUGUGAUAAUUAUUCCUGCUUACCAAAUGUUAUUUCCUGUACUGAUAAUUUAGAGACUAGUGCCAUGUUCUUAUGUGAUAAAAAUGAAGAGAAAACCAAUAAUUACUCAGUACAAAAUGAUCUUGAUUAUGCAGACAAUUUAGCCAAAGAAUAUCGUUUGGAAUCUAAGGGACUGUCUCUCUCUGUUCCCUGUCCUUUGUUAGAAAAGGAAGAAGUUAUUCAGACCAAUACCAAAGGACAUUUAGAUGGUGUCUUAACACUACUCAAAGAUCAAGAUCUGAUUAAGGAACCUCCAAAUCUGUCAGCUAAUCAGACAUUAAUGUAUAGUCAAGAUUUGGAGGAGAUGACUAAACUUGAUUCAAGGCAAGUAUCUUUUAAGCUCUCAAAAGAUCAAAUGGAAACUUUUGUUGAUGAUACUUGUGUUAUUUCUCAGACCCCUCCCCCAACUCAGCAACCUCCACUAUCUCAAAAAGAACAAAGUAGUGUCAAUAAGGAUGAAGUAGUACUGUCUAAACCUGGAAAUAAGAGUUUAAAUAUAGGAAAUUCCUCUACAACCACAGGAGAAAACAAGUACAAAAUGCGCAAUAAUGAGAAGGAGUUUGCUACAACCUGUAAUAAGGAACUGAAGGAAACUAUUCAUAUAGCUAAAUGUAACACAGCUAUAGAUUUCCACAAUAACUCAGACUUGACUAAGCAAGCCAUUCAAACCCAUGUCAAUGCUAGAAAAGCAUCAGAUCCUGUGAUUGCAUCUAAUGUUCCAUGUUUUAGUAGUUUCAGGCCAAAUUUUAGUAACUUGAAUGGAAAGACUGAAGAGUAUUUAGAUUUUCAAACUGUUCACAUAGCGCCUCCUCCAGAGCAAAUACUUGAAUUAGGAAAUAAGGCACAUAAUGAUAUGAGUAUAGUGCAAGCUACUGAAGUACAUAAUGUUAACAUAAUCUCCGGCAAUGCUAAAGAUAAUAGAGACAACGAAAAUAAAUCUUAUAAUGGAACUGAAAUUACCUCUGUACCAUUAAAGACAGCUAUUAAAGAUAAAAUGAGGAGAUGUUCUUUGGGAAUCUUUUUGCCCAGAUUGCCAAAUAAGAGAAAUUGUAGUGUGUCUGGUGUUGAUGACCUGAAGCAGAUUUCAGCAGACACAACUGACUUAAAUCACUUAGGAACUCAGCCAGUCUCCAGCAAGGAUUCCGGCAUUGAAUGUGUUGCAGCCAAACUGAACUUAAGUCCAUCUCAAUAUAUAAAUGAGGAAAAUCUUCCUAUAUUUCCUGAUGAGAUUAAUUCCACAGACUCAGUUAGCAUAGAAACUGAGGAAAAAGUUUUGAUUAAGACAUACCAAAAAGAGAUUUCACCAUCUGCAAAUACAAUGGAAGAAACUUCUAAUAGCCAAAAAAGAACCUGGGUACAAGAAGAAGACGAUGAUACUCAAAAUGAGAAAAAAAUCAGAAAAAAUGAGAUUAGAGAUACUGCACAAGAUCAGGAGAUUUUUGAUCACCAUACUGAAGGGGAUAUAGAUAAAAAUGCUAACAGUAUAUUGAUAAAAAGCCUGAGCAGGACUCCAUCUAGUUGCAGCAGCUCUUUGGAUUCAAUCAAGGCUGAUGGGACUUCUCUGGACUUCAGCACAUACCGAAAUAGUCAAAUGGAAUCACAGUUUCUUGGAGACACUAUUUGUGAAGAGAGCUUGAGGGAGAAACUCAAAGAUGGGAGAAUAACAAUAAGGGAGUUCUUUAUACUUCUUCAAGUCCAUAUCUUGAUACAGAAACCCCGAAAGAGCAAUCUCCCAGCCAAUUUUGCUAUAAACACACCACCUACUCCAGAAGACCUGAUGUUAAGUCAAUAUAUUUAUCGGCCCAAGAUACAGAUUUAUAGAGAAGAUUGUGAAGCUCGUCACCAAAAGAUUGAAGAAUUAAAGCUUUCUGCACUGAACCAAGAUAAACUAUUGGUGGAUAUAAAUAGAAACCUGUGGGAAAAAAUGAGACACUGCUGUGAUGAAGAGCUGAAGGCCUUUGGAAUUUACCUUAAUAAAAUAAAGUCACGUUUUACCAAGAUGACUAAAGUCUUCACUCACCAAGGAAAAGUAUCUCUGUAUGGCAAGCUGGUGCAGUCAGCUCAGAAUGAAAGGGAGAAUCUUCAAAUAAGGAUAGAUGAGAUGGACAGCAUACUUAAGAAGAUCAAUAACUGUCUCACUGAGGUGGAAAAAGAAACUAAGAAUGUGGAGGAUAAAGAGAAAGAUAAUCCCGUGGAAGGAUGGGAUUCUGCAAUAAGAGCUGCAGAGAAAGAAUUAGAACAGCUGAAAACUGAAGAAGAAGAACUUCAAAGAACACUCUUAGAACUAGAGGUACAGAAAGAGCAGACCCUUACUCAAAUAGACUUUAUGCAAAAACAAACAAAUAGAACUGAAGAGCUACUGGAUCAGUUGAGCUUGUCUGAAUGGGAUGUCAUUGAGUGGAGUGAUGACCAAGCUGUAUUCACCUUUGUUUAUGACACAAUAGAACUCACCAUCACCUUUGGAGAGUCAAUAGUUGGUUUCUGUUUUCUGGAGAAGCCUGAUAAGAAGAUUGUUGGCAUGAAUUUUCAAUCUCUGUUAGAUGAGGAUAAAGCUCCUCCUUCCUCCCUUUUAGUCCAUAAGCUUAUUUUCCAAUACAUUGAGGAACAGGAAUCCUGGAAGAAGAAAUGUACAACACAACAUCAGGUACCCAAGAUGCUUCAAGAACUCUCAUGGGCAGUGAAUCAUUGCAGACUCCUUGGGGAGGAGAUUGAGUUUUUAAAAAGAUGGGGACCAAAUUAUAAUCUGAUGAACAUAGAUGUGCAUAAUACUGAAUUGAGGCUUUUAUUCUCUAGCUCUGCAGCAUUUGCAAAGUUUGAAAUAACUUUGUCUCUCACAGCCCAUUAUCCAUCUGUACCAUUACCUUUCACCAUUCAAAAUCACAUUGGGAACACUGGCCAAGAUGAAAUUGCUACCAUUCUAUCUAAAGUGCCACUGGAGGACAACUACCUGAAAAAUGUAGUCAAGCAAAUUUACCAAGAUCUGCUUCAGGACUGCCAUUUCUUCCACUAGACCCAUGGACCACAGCUGUAACAACCAAGCAGAAUAUGCUUAAUCAUGUUAUGUCAGGGUCUCCAUUGCUCUGUAACCAUUUUUUAGGACAUAGAAGCCCUAGUAAAAUUCCUUCUGAUGAUGUUAAUAGUUAUUUUUUAUGGUUAUUUUUUAAAUCUCUACAGUCAGGAAUGAGAAAAGGCCUCAA